UUCUUCCUCCAUCCUUUCAUCCUCCCUCCCACCCCAGCUGGACUCCCUGCAGGUUGUCCGUCCGGUGUCGCCUUCCCAGAGGAGCGUCCUGCCUGCCGGCGUCCCAGCAGAGGCAGUGCAACCACACAGCAUCCUUCCCUGUUUCACCGAGCCAGGCACGCUUGGAGGCGUGGUUACAAGAGGGGAACUGAACAUGAUUGGUGGAGGAAUCCAGAGGGAGUGAGUGAUGAUCCACCAAUAAGGAGGAGCUCUGCGCGGCAGUGGUCCAAUAUAGGAGCUGGAGGCGAGGAGCAUCUUUAUUAUAGAACUCAUUUACGGGCGAAAGGUGACAGGAGACCGGCAGGAGCUUGGAGUUUCUUCUCCUUCUCUGUUUCUGUUUCUAAGCGAACCUGACUGAAUCUGCGACCCCGAACGCGAACGACUUUUCAUUCAAAAGGUGUGCCUGGCAGGUUUUGUUCUCCGAGACGUUUCUACUAAGAAAAUCUCCAAAAACGGAGCAAAACCAGAAAGACGGACAACAACCCUCCCUCACUUCUGCAAUCAUGAUGUCGAUGAAUAGCAAGCAGCCUUUCAGUAUGCACCCUAUCCUGCACGAACCCAAAUACACUCCUCUGCACUCCAGCUCGGAGGCCAUCCGCAGGGCCUGUCUGCCCACACCAUCGCUUCAAGGCAACAUCUUCGCCGGCUUUGAUGAGACCCUCCUGCAGAGAGCCGAGGCUCUGGCCGCGGUGGACAUUGUGGCCCAGAAGAGCCAUCCGUUCAAACCAGACGCGACCUACCACACCAUGACCACCAUGACCAGCAUGACCUGCACCCCGACCUCCUCCUCCGCGCACCUGCACCACCCGUCGGUGCUCACCUCCCACCACCAUCCGGCGCACCACCAGUCUGCACAGGGCCUGGACGGCGACCUGCUGGACCACCUCACACCGGGCAUCUCCCUGGGAGGCAUGCCCGGCUCGGACGUCUGCUCCUCGGCCUCUCACACCCACGCCGCCCACAUGUCGGCCAUCAACCACAUGCAGCACCAUCACCACCAACAGUCCAUGAGCAUGCACCCACACGCUCAGCUGUCUCACAGCUCCCUGGGGGGCGGCGGUUUAGACUCGGAGCCGGAUCCCCGGGAGCUGGAGUCGUUCGCCGAGAGGUUCAAACAAAGGCGGAUCAAACUCGGGGUGACCCAGGCGGACGUGGGCGCUGCCCUGGCCAACCUUAAGAUCCCCGGGGUCGGGUGUCUGAGCCAGAGUACCAUUUGUAGGUUCGAGUCCCUGACGCUGUCCCACAACAACAUGGUGGCCCUGAAGCCGAUCCUGGAGGCCUGGCUGGAGGAGGCGGAGCGGGCGCAGAGGGAGAAGAUGUCCAAGCCGGAAAUCUUCAACGGGGGCGACAAAAAGAGGAAACGAACGUCGAUCGCGGCCCCGGAGAAGCGCUCCCUGGAGGCUUAUUUCGCCGUGCAGCCGAGGCCCUCGUCGGAGAAGAUCGCCGCGAUCGCCGAGAAACUGGACCUGAAAAAGAACGUGGUCCGCGUUUGGUUUUGCAAUCAGAGGCAAAAGCAGAAACGAAUGAAGUUUUCUGCGACGCACUAAGACCAACGGGACAAAACCUGCGGGACUGUGCCCCGUUAAAAGACAAAUCAGAGACAAGCUGCUGCUGCACACUGUCAGAAAAACAAGGUACACCGUUGUGCCUGUUGUUCCUGCUGGACCUGUGUGACGCACAGCCAGGGCCAAGGUGCACUUAAUAAUAAUACAUCAAUUCUAACAUUUAAUUUGUUAUCUCUUAAUUAUUUUUUUAAGAUCACCUCAUUGGCUGAAUUCAUUACUUAGCCUAUUGAAGAAAAAUCACAUUUUCUGACUAAUACUGGACUAAAUGUUUCGCUAAGAUUUAUUACAGUGAUGUCCACCUGGUAAAGGAGCACCAGUGCAUGAAUUCCAGAUGUGGAAACGAUUUCACACAAAGUAUUCAAAACAGGCAGCAAAGAUACACCUCUGCGCGUGUCUGGAGUGUUUCUGCUGUAUUUAGGAGGCGCAAAGAGGUCUGGAUGUGGGACGCCUGACGACUAACCAGGACGUGUUUUUAAAUUGUUUUGGGAGUGUUCGUGCAGCUCCACAAACAACUGGAUUCAACGGUGUACCUUUUUGAUUCUGACAGUGGAGACGGAGCACCGGGACUGGGAGAAAGACUGAGACCCUGUCCAAAAACCGGAGACUCUAAAAUCUUUACGCUUCUCCACUGAAUAGACCGAGGAAGUGAUCUCUGGCAGACAGACAGGGGGAACAAUGCUCCGUCCCAUUCAUUCAUAAGGCAAUUAUUGUACAAAGAAUAAGCAUAAUAAUGACGGGAUUCGAGGAAUAACUUGUCCUCAUUAGUCGGAAUAGCUUUUUUAUAUUUAUCAUUGUACAUAUUUGUGAAUAUGAUGCACCUCUGUGUGUGAAAAGCUCAUUGAAAUGUAUUGAAUUUUCGCUGUCUUUUCUCCCAGGUGUUUGUUUCUGUAGGGGAUUCAAUAGGUUUUGGGUACAGAUUGGACAAAAUGAGUAAAACAUGUCGGUCUGUGGCCAUUUAUGAGGCACAAUAACUGUAACCCAUUGCAUGGUUUACUCUUACAGGGGGAGAGAGGGGUGCUUUCUGUGCGUAAUGGCUCCAAAAAGAUUAAAAUAUCCCCCCCAAGCGAAUGCAUUGCAAUAAGAAGAGAGACACAAACACACAAACACACGCACGAAUACACACAUUCACACGGUAUAGCUGUGUGGCUACCUCAUUACGCAAGUGUUGGCACGUUCAUGGUGAUUAAAAAACACACACGCUAAAAAAGAAAAAAAGAAAAAAAAAAGACGAGUAGGAUCAUUUUUGGUUAUGUUUUAACAACAAUGUUUUUUUUCUUUUUGUUUCUCUUCCACCGGUUUAAUGGCGAAUUAGGCCUAGAAUACUCACUUAUGUGUAAACCUGUUGUAUGUUCACUGCAAGGAUGCUUUGACAAUCAAAUUAUUAUUAUUAUUUUAUUUUUUAAUUAUUAUUAUUCCUAAGUUGUUUAUCUCCCCUCUUUGUGUCCUCAUGAAAAUGAAUUAUUUUGCAUAUUAUUAUUAUUAUUAUUAUUAUUAUUAUUAUUAUUGUCACUGACACCUUUAUGGAGCGCACUUUGUAGAUAUUCCGAUGAAGGGAAAUAGUCGGCCUUAUUUAUACAUAUUUUUUUCAACACUUUUGACAAAACGUUACAUUUCGUUUUAUUUUCUUCAUAAUGCCCUUAUUUAUUUAUUUGAACUUAAUUUAUUUUGGAGAAAAGAAAACAUAUUUCAUUUGUGAAAGUGUGCUUUAAAUGUGUCUGUGUAAGCGACAGAAGCUGAAAUAAACCGUGCACGUUUUAAUCCAUCCUCUGACAGCCUUUCUUUGGAAAAAAAAAUAAUAAAUAUGGCAGGAUUUGGGGUCUGAUACAAUUGUGGAAAAUGAAAAAUAAAAAAUU
Molecule: messenger RNA, 3457 nt
Organism: Centropristis striata (black sea bass)
Lineage: Eukaryota; Metazoa; Chordata; Actinopteri; Perciformes; Serranidae
Gene: pou4f4
Product: POU class 4 homeobox 4
Exons: 3
Coding region: 543-1586 (347 amino acids)
Biological process (GO): regulation of transcription by RNA polymerase II
Molecular function (GO): DNA-binding transcription factor activity, RNA polymerase II-specific; RNA polymerase II cis-regulatory region sequence-specific DNA binding
Source: RefSeq, a predicted model, not a curated record